Messenger RNA from Epinephelus fuscoguttatus (brown-marbled grouper), 2230 nucleotides. RefSeq names its product MLLT11 transcription factor 7 cofactor (gene mllt11). Gene Ontology annotation, cellular component: nucleoplasm; cytosol. Gene Ontology annotation, biological process: positive regulation of mitochondrial depolarization; apoptotic signaling pathway; positive regulation of release of cytochrome c from mitochondria. The transcript is spliced from 3 exons. Lineage: Eukaryota; Metazoa; Chordata; Actinopteri; Perciformes; Serranidae. Bases 145 to 405 code for a protein of 86 amino acids. The record is from RefSeq and is a predicted model, not a curated record.
GCUUGACGCAAGCGCAGAGCUGAUUUAACCUGCAGCAUCAGUGGGGCACCGUCUGAAGCGACUGACACAAAAGAAGCGACACAACGGAGAAGAGGAACCACACAAACCUUUAUUUUCUCACCGGAAACAAGAAAAGAUUGAAACAUGAUUGAGAAGUCAAACAGCCAAUACGACUCCUUCCUCUUCUGGAGGCAGCCAAUCCCGGCGCUUGACCUGUCGGAGCUGGAGGACCUGGGUUUGACCGACUGCCAGCCAGCCAAUAGCAUCAAAGGAAAAGACAAGUCGUCCUCACUGAGGAGUCAGAAUGAGGAGGAGGAGAUGACUGAGUUUUCGUCCUUCAAUUACUGGAGAGCUCCAAUUGCUGAUGUGGAUGCUCUGCUGGCCGACCUCAACCUGCUGCUCUGAAACACAACGCUCUGUCAUCUGACCUCUAACCCCAGAUCAGCCUCACAUCACCUGACCUCUGGUCAGCCCAUCAUCACCUGACCUCUGACCCCAGAUCAGCCUCACAUCACCUGACCCCAGAUCAGCCCAUCAUCACCUGACCUCUGACCCCAGAUCAGCCUCACAUUACCUGACCCCAGAUCAGCCCGACAUCACCUGACCUCUGACCCCCGAUCAGUCCAUCAUCAUCACCUGACCUCUGACCCCAUAUCAGCCUCAUAUCACCUGACCUCUGAAAAAAAUGUUUCAGGAAGUCACCAAAAUAAGAGCGCGUUUUUCACAGUAAAACAAAGCAGACAGAGGUCUGCAGAGACUGAUCCUGGUUCAGAUUGAAGUCCCAUGGAUUCACUCUCUGGUCCUGAAUCAUCUAAACAUAUUUUUAUUUCACAUUAAGCAGUCAGCUUAGAUGUGUUUGUAGGAGUCUGUAUAGCCAUGUGAGUCUGUAGCUUCGUCCAUCUCUCUUUGGGUGUCCUGUUUUUGCUGAGUCCUAAUUAAAACCCGUAUCAUGAAGCAGAUAAUCAACAGAAACUUAGUUGACUGAGAUGAAAGUUCCACCAAAACUUUGAAGUGAGCAGAAGUCACAUUUAGUAAAAAAACACAAUUAAAUGGAAUAGGUUUUUGUUUAAGACAAUAAAAGUGUGUGUAAAUUAUUAUAAACAUUAUGAUAAAAUGUUUUGUUAAGUUUUCCAGGUUUCAAACAAACUAAGUGUUUCGCGUUUUUUAUGGUCGUUCAGACCAAAGAUUUACAACAAGCCAAUUUAUAUUAUUUAUAUUAUUGUGGCAUAUUGAUUAUGAAUACAGUCCAUCUGAUGCUGGUUUUGUUUCAUCACGACCGCAAAUACAGCUGUAGCCAGUAUCUCACUAACACUAUCCCCAUUCAUAUUUUAAGAAGCUACAAAUUAUAGUCUGCCACAAAUAAGCCUGAAAAGCUGGAAAUCAGAACAGAAGUACAGAGAGUUGUUGCAUAGAGAUCAUACACCAUCUCAUCUAGUUGCAUCGGUAAGAACCAGCUGGUUUUUACAACGCUGCAGAACGACACAUUGCAAGAAGUUGCCUGUUUCAACUCGUGUCGUCGCAAAUCUUUGGUCUGAACUUGGCUUUAGAAAUGUAGAAGCCCUUUCUCUCAGGUGUAGUCUGAAACAUACAGUGACAGUGACAGUGAAUGCAGCAUCAGCAGUAACUAAACUUCACACAUAAAAUAAUUGGUUAUAGACAGUGAACUUAGUGAAUCUGAAAUAAUGCUCAGCGUCUCCUUGCAUUAAACCAGCUUCAUGAAAGCAGAAUACCCAGGUCAGACAAGACAGCAGGCGAACUCACUGCAAUACAGAUCCCAGAUCAGCCGUCCCUUCAUGUCACCUGAUCUCAGACUGCGUUCACACUGAAAUAAGAAACCAGAUUCUGAUCAGAUUUGAACCAACAACAGUUUGAAAAUGAGAUUAACCCUUUCUGAGGUGGAUGAAAUAUUAGAAACACUAUAUUGAUUCAUUUUUGAUCAAAUUAUUUAAAUAUUGAUUGAUAAAAUGGUUUCAAGUCAUUUAUUUAUAUAUUUAAGAGGUUAUGUGUUCAACCCUCUGAGACUUAAGUUUUCAUGUGUUUCCAUUUGUGCCUUUUUAUUUCUUUUAUCCUGAGCUGCUUUAUUAAAGGUCACCAUCACUGUUUGGCCUGAUUAUUUAUUUGUUAUGUAUGUAUUUAUUUCUCAUGUUGAUUUACUGAGCGGGCCUCGCACUGGAUCUACAGUUCAUCUUGUCAGAAUGUAAAAGCUGCCAACAAUAAAAGAAAAAUAUCC